AUGGAUAAGGAAAAAGUGAGCGAAGAUGAUGUCGGAAUUAAAGCCAGAAGUGUGCUUUGGUACUUAACAUUCAUUGGAUUUGCUAUGAAUUACAUGAUAAGAAUUAACAUAAAUAUCGCGAUAGUCGACAUGAUUUCACCGGAAUUUAAAAGUAAGGCGGUAACGUCUUCUGAGUGCUUUUCAACGAACAUCACAAUGUCUAAAAAUGAAAGCUUAAUGUUUGACCACAGUGCGAGAUUUGUCUCGUUCGAGAAGCGAAUUCUUGAUUAUUUUGGCGUCGAGUAUGAGCGUGAUGGAUUCAAAUGGGAUGCAAAAACACAAGCUGAAGUUCUAGCUGCCUUCUUUACGCUUCAUUUUGCAACACAGCUGCCAGGUGGAAUAUUGGCGCAAAAAUUUGGAACGAAGCUCAUUUUUGGUUUCUCAAACUUUUUUGGUUGUAUAACAUGCAUGCUGGUACCAAUAGCAGCUUAUUAUAGUUUUUAUGCACUAUUCUGGUUGAGACUAGUUCAAGGUUUUGUUGCUGGUGCUGCAUGGCCAGCAAUGAGUCACUUAGUCGGCAGAUGGAUUCCACCGAAUGAAAGGAGUAAGUUCGUGACAGCUUACAUCGGCUCAUCAAUCGGAGUUUCCAUUUGUUACCCAAUUUUCGGAUUUAUAAUUCAAAACUCAUCGUGGGAAAAUGUCUUUCAUUUCUGUGGCAUUGUCGGAACAAUCUGGUACGUUCUAUGGCAAUACUUUGUCUACGACAGUCCAGAAAGUCAUCCCAGAAUCCACGAAAAAGAAAAACUUUACAUUUUACAAUCACUUGGAUCAUCUGUCGUACGAGGUGAGAAGCCAAAAUAUAGAACUCCAUGGAAAGCGAUACUCACAUCAAUUCCAAUGUGGAUGAAUAUUGUUGCUCAGUGGGGAGGCGUUUGGGGUCUUUUCACACUAAUUGCACAAGCACCGACUUACUUCCGUUUCGUUCAUGGCUGGGGAAUUGAGAUGACAGGAGUCCUAUCAGGCUUUCCACAUCUCUUGCGUGUCAUAUUUUCACUCAUCGUAUCAACAUUCUCUGAUUAUCUUUUGUCAACAAAUAAAAUGUCGAGAACAAAUGUGAGAAAAAUGGCAUCAUUUAUAUGCUUAAUAUUGAAUGGAUUUUUCGUAAUUGGGUUAGCCUUUUCAGGCUGUGAUGUUUUUAUAGCCGUACUCCUACUAACAAUAUCAUUGAUGCUGCACGGAUCUGUAAGUAGUGGUGCACUAGCAUCUGUCGUUGACAUUUCACCAAACUUUGCUGGUGUCUCGCUCGGAAUCAACUCAACAUUCAGUACAUUUUCGGGUUUCAUAUCACCAAUGAUUGUCGGUUAUUUGACAAGUGGUCGACAACAUAAUGUUGAGCCAUGGAAAUAUGUCUUCCUGAUUUGUGCAACGAUGCAAAUUACAUGCGGAAUAAUUUAUAUAUUAUUUAGUGACUCGACAUUACAGCCAUGGAAUAAGCCAAUUGAGGAGGAGCAAAAAGCUGAGAAUGUAAUGGAAAUAAAGACUAAAAAGUUGGAUAAGAAUUUUAAUGAGAAAUUCAACCGACAUGAUGAGGAACGACUUACAAGAUAA
Messenger RNA from Chironomus riparius, 1587 nucleotides. NCBI's taxonomy places the organism in Eukaryota, Metazoa, Arthropoda, Insecta, Diptera, Chironomidae. The record is from the annotation of a GenBank genome assembly.